Molecule: messenger RNA, 3467 nt
Organism: Archocentrus centrarchus (flier cichlid)
Lineage: Eukaryota; Metazoa; Chordata; Actinopteri; Cichliformes; Cichlidae
Gene: casc3
Product: casc3 exon junction complex subunit
Exons: 12
Coding region: 1-2298 (765 amino acids)
Biological process (GO): mRNA processing
Cellular component (GO): exon-exon junction complex
Molecular function (GO): mRNA binding
Source: RefSeq, a predicted model, not a curated record
AUGGCGGACCGGCGGCGAAGGAGGCGGCGCGCGUCCCAGGACAGCGAGGACGACGACGAGUCCGGCACGGGUUCCGACAGCGGGAGGUCCGGGUCCCCGUCUGCGAAGGGCCGAGGGCGGGAGCCCGACCCGGCCGAGGCGACAGCGACCCGGGCCGAGGCGAAGAGCGACGUGGAGUCCGAGUGUGAGAGUGAAGACGAGGUUGGAGAAGCCGUCCUCUCUGAUUACGACAGCGCCGACCCCGAGGAAAACGGCUCCCAUUCAGAGGGAGUGGAAGAGGAAGAGGAAGCGGAGCACUACAGUGAAGAGGAAGUUCCAGCAGCAGCCAGCGAGCCCAAACCCUCCACUGCAGACAGCCCCGCGCAGGGAGAGGAGGAGCGGGGAGAUGCUGAGGAGGAAGAGGAGGCUGGAGGGCAGAGUAAAGAGGAGAGCAAAGCAGAGGAGAAAGGAAACUUAGCCGGAGAGCGACAGAGUGGAGACGGACAGGAGUCGACGGACGACCCGGAGACGAAGGUGGGAGGAAAACCGGGGCAGCAGCUCGACGAUGACGAGGACAGAAAGAACCCGGCCUAUAUCCCGAGGAAGGGUCUGUUCUUCGAGCACGACGUCCGAGGGCACGCUCAGGAGGAGGAGAGGCCUAAAGGCAGAAACAGGAAGCUGUGGAAGGACGAGGGCCGCUGGGAGCACGACAAGUUCAGGGAGGAGGAGCAGGCGCCGAAGAGCCGCGAGGAGCUCAUCGCCAUCUACGGUUACGACAUCCGAAACGGCAGCGGCUCCGGAGACCGCGGGUACAGACAGCGGAGGCCCAGACCGACUUCGUCUCCCAGCAGAGACAAACGGUGGAGAGAUGGAGGAGGAGAACGGCCCGUCCGGUCCUGGCAGGGCAGAGGAGGCGCUCUGAACCGAGGAGGAGCUCCCCCACCUUCAUCUGUCCACCCCUCUUCUUCAACCCCGUCCUCUGCACAGCGAAGCGGCAUCCAGUCCAGGGCACCGCCUUCCCGUAGCAGACCACCCCAGAGUAACAUGCAUCCCCCGCCUCAGUCACACUACAGGAACAAUGAAUCAAACGCACCCCUGAUGCACCCCAGAGAGCGGCCUGGUACUCGAGCACAGGUGGAGCCUGCAGGAGAAAAGGGUGUGGUCAACAGAGGAGGCCGUGGCGGAGGAGGAAGAGGAGGGCCCUCUGUGGUCAUUGAGGACAUUACAGUCAGCCAGGGAGGGGCUGCAGAGCAGGAAGUGGGCGUUGGCGCCGCAAUGCCGGCAGCGUCACCGCAGCCUGGUAGUUACCAGUCUGCUUCACCGAGGCGUCAGCAAGAGCAGCGAGGUGGCACCGACAGAUCUGCGUCUGGAUUGGCCGCUUCCUCCUCCAGCUCUGACCCCUCCCUUCAGUCAUCUGCAGCAGCGACCAAUCGGGAAGCCUCUCCUCCUGCCGAGCGGCCAGUGGAGCGCAAGUCUUACUCGCUGGCUCGUAGGACUCGCUCUCGUCCCACAGACAUGGGCAGUAAACAGGCAUCUGUGGAGGAGUCUGCUGCCGGGGGCAACGCCUCUUCCCCCAGCAACGCGGGGGGGAAGAAUUGGUCGGGAGGAGGCGACGCGCCGAGCCAGGUGGGAGGAGGACUGGCGGAGCUGGACCAGGACGUGGCUCGACUCAGUCUGGCCGGACAGAGCUGGAGUCAGAGCCCGACGUCAUACAUGCGGUCUGAGAUGAGAGGCCUUCCAAACCCCAUGCACAUCCCCAGCGGCCCACCACAGUUCUCCGGGAUGGAGGAGAUGGGCGUCGGCACCAACCGGGCCAAACGCUACUCCUCCCAGCGACAGAGAGCCGUGCCUGAGCCAGCGCCGCCCAUGCACCUGGGAGUGAUGGAGGGGCACUUCUACGAGCCCAUGUCGUACCAGGGACCAAUCUAUGCUCACGGGGAUAGCCCCGCCCCCAUGCCGCCGCAGGGCAUGCUGGUGCAGCCUGAGAUGCACAUCCCGCAUCCCGGAAUCCAUCCCCACCAAUCAGGAGGGCCCAUUGCUAACCCCGCCCUCUACGGAGGCCCACCUGUGUCUUUGUCGCCAGGACAACCACAGCAACUGCUGCCACCGCCUUUCUACCCUCCACCAGGGGUCAUGACCUUCCCCUACCCCACCAUGUACCCAAACCCACAGGGUCAGUCCCAGGUGACCUACGGAGGCGUGACGUACUACGACACGAUGCAGCAGCAGGCUCAGCCCAAGCCUUCGCCCCCCCGCCGCACGUCCCAGCCCGUCACCGUUAAGCCCCCCCCUCCAGAGGUGCCCUUUGCCUCAGAGUGACUCCGCCCCUCACCCCUCCCCGCCACCCAGUCUCAGCCUCACUCUGGUCCAAAAACUACAGGAGCAGGGUGGGCGGGGCGGUGAGGAGCUGCGGUCCAAAAUCAACCACCAUCAUAAAGGAGGGAGGGCGGGACGGAUGGAGAUGGACUCCUCCCACAGCAUCACUGGUGGAUUCAGACUUUACUCCCCCCCACCCUUUUCUGUUCUUGUUUUUCUGUUUACCCCCUGUAGCAGUCAGGCAGGUCGGCAGUUCGAUGCCGCAUCUUUGAGCAAAGCGCCGCCUGCAGGACUGACGAGUUCCAACCCUGUAGAUGAGUUUGAGGUCACGAGGAGUCGACCUCAGAGCUGUCGGUGCUUUCAGAGAAGAGCAGUCCACAAAGAGUAUUUUUAUUUGUUUUUCAUGUUUUCUGUCGGACUGCAAACGGUUAAUGGUUCUCUGUGCGUCAGUUUGAUUCCUGCAGGAGGUUAACGUGUCAUCAUCCACCUGUCGCAGUUAGAGAGUUUGAAUGCAGCUCAGCUUAUUUUGGCCUCUGCUCAGUGCUCAUUCCUCUAACUUUCACUUUAAAUGUGUAAUCAGCAGAUAUAAAUGUAAUAAAUGGUUAAUAACACUUUAUAAAGGCGCUAAAAGAUGCUGUAUUAACAGCUGUAACUGCUCCAGUGGACGCUCAGCAGUGCAGGCAGGUAAUAAAGGACUGUGCAGAUUACACAGCUCAUAAAUGAUAAAGACACCUGUGGUUUAGUGUCAUCACGUCUGGCCUCCUGAGCGUCCAUGUGUCACUUCCUGUUCCGGUGAGCGGGCGUGAUGGGGAAGUUGCAGAGAAGCUGCUGCAGGGUGGAGGCGUUUAAUGUUGCUGUACAUACAGAUCUACAUGUGUAUAUAGGAGCUACAGAGUAGUAAACGUAUUCUAAUAAAACUACUAGAGCAGCUUCUGGAGACGAGUGUUCGGCAGGGAGCUCAAACGUUAAGGGUGGGCAGUCAGAGCGGCUGCACGCCUUUAGUUUCCGUUUUCUGUUUCAGUUUUUUAUUCUCAGUCUGUGCAGGAGUGCCGCCUCCCUGCUCAUGUCUUUGUUUUUCUGCACACAGGAAGCUCGAACUCAAACUUUAUCAAAGCUUCUGUUGGUUUCUCCUGUUGUGGUUUCACAUUAAAGUGUUUCUCCUCUACAUCCAA